Molecule: messenger RNA, 898 nt
Organism: Pseudovirgaria hyperparasitica
Lineage: Eukaryota; Fungi; Ascomycota; Dothideomycetes; Acrospermales; Acrospermaceae
Exons: 1
Coding region: 279-728 (149 amino acids)
Source: RefSeq, a predicted model, not a curated record
UCAUUCUAGCUCCACGAUAUUCUUUCGCCUCGCAUCCCGGCAGGACCUGCCAACAAGUCAGCCAGCGGUAAAGCAUAUGGAGCAGCUUUUAACGCGGCUUCACGCCUGAAGUAUAAGUCAGAUCAUGUAUGCAAUCGGCGUGAGGUCCCGACUCUGGGCACGUGGUUCCGCCUCCACGGAUUAAUCUGCUGUUGCUCCGCCAUUCGCUUUGUCAUUCACUGUGUUCACACAAGUACUGUAGAGCUGUACUCAGGGAUCUCAUCGGCUCACAUCCCUGCAUGACCAUCCGACUAGACGGACCGCGCGCGUUUGAUCCGCGACAAGAUAGGACGAGCACUCAAAUUGCAUGCGGAAGUAGCGGAAGGAGGCUUUGGCGCCGGGGAAGAAGAGCUCGACCGCAAACGGUCUCCAGCGCAAGACUUGCCAAUAUAUCUGAUCCGCAACGGAUGCUUGACGAAGUCAGGAAGCACCGACUUGAGCGAAGCGUCAUCAAAAUGAUUCAUUCGUGCUCCCUAAACUCCAUCCGUCCAUCUAGCUUGCGACUGCCUUGCUCUCCUUUCCUCACACAUCGAACGCCAGAAUUGUUGGGCAUGAGGGCAAACACACACGCGUACAUAGCUGGCCAUACUCCGACAUGCAUAGUCUGUGGGGACGAUAUCUCCGAGACGCGUCUGCACGGAAUCAUGCUCCAACUAAUUAACGUUGAUACGUCAAUCUAUGUGAGGUGAAAUUUGGGUUAUGCCUCCGGGAUCGAAGGAGAGCCGAUCGGUCCCACGCUUAGCCUGUUCAAGCCUAGCCUCAUAUAUAUCCUCCGGUUCUCAACAUGAACAAACACCAACGAAACGUGAGCUCCUGAGAAGCGUAUUGCUUCAUCAACAGAUCAACGUGGUGCAUUACU